This is a messenger RNA of Colletes gigas, 1604 nucleotides long. RefSeq names its product mitochondrial nicotinamide adenine dinucleotide transporter SLC25A51. The record is from RefSeq and is a predicted model, not a curated record. Lineage: Eukaryota; Metazoa; Arthropoda; Insecta; Hymenoptera; Colletidae. Bases 404 to 1261 code for a protein of 285 amino acids. The transcript is spliced from 4 exons.
UGGCAGCCAGUGCUCAAAGAAAACUGCCUCUCCAUUUAUGUACUUACAUACGCUAAUGCACAGUCACGUGCCUUUUUCUAAACGAGGAGAUAGAGAAAAUUGAUAGAGGAAAAUAUGCGUACAAGCAAGGUUCAUCUACAUCAAAAUGUGAAUAAUCGGAACCGUUGAUGAUACAUGUACAUAUGUGGCAAAGAAUGUAUCGGCUCGAGGAACGUGACAAUAUUGAAUUUUCGAUACGACUGAACGGAGAAUAUCGGUUGAAUCAUAAAUCGCGUAAGAUGUGAAUGAUUUAUUCGAUUCAAACAAUUUGAAAAGGAUGAUAAACAAAAAAAAUAAAUAUAUAUACAAUCGGCUGUUGUAAAUUGUAGUAUUUUAUAAAUAAAUUAUUCUAGAAAAUAUUAAUAUGAGUAACAUUACUUCGCAAAACGUUUCGUUAAGGUCAUUAUUAACACUUAAGAAUAAUGAUUUUAAAGAAUUUGUUUGUGGUUGGGGGGCUGCUGUUAUUAAUGUCUCUGUUACCUUUCCUGUUAAUAAAAUUAUAUUUAGACAGAUUUUGGAAGGUGUACCAGCCAAAAUUGCAUUACGGCAAAUAUCCAAAGAAGGCGUACGAUUGUUAUAUCGUGGCAUUUUACCACCGCUUUGCCAAAAAACUCUUUCGCUUAGUAUAAUGUUUAGUAUGUACGAAGGAUGUAAAGAACGUUUGUACAUGUUAACAAACAAUGAUAUAUUAAUUAGAAUAUUAGCGGCCCAUUUUGCUGGUACCACCGAGGCUAUACUCAUGCCACUUGAAAGAGUACAAACACUGCUACAAGAUUGGCGUUACCAUAAUAAAUUUAAAAAUACUUCCCAUGCAUUUACAUAUAUACUGAAAAAUUAUGGUAUACCGGAAUGUUAUCGUGGGUUAGUCCCAAUUAUAUGUAGAAAUAGUUCUUCUAAUCUCAUGUUUUUUGUUUUAAAAGAACAGUCGAAACAAUUAAUGGGCCAGAACGAUUCAUUGUUGACGAGUUUUGUUAAUGGUGCUUUAAUAGGUGGUUUCACAAGUACUCUAUUUUAUCCGAUGAAUGUUAUAAAAAUACACAUGCAAUCGAAAAUAGGCGGUAAUUUUGAAAAGUUUAUGACCGUUACUCGCGAAGUAUAUAUUUCAAGAAAUAGAAGUAUAACGUCAUUCUAUAAAGGUGUACAUUUGAAUUAUAUAAGAUCAUUUAUUAGUUGGGGUGUGAUAAACGCAUCUUAUGAUUUUUUAAAAACAAUCAUUUUUUAAUAGUAAGUAGCAUUUUAAAUAUAUACCUAUAUGUAUAUUUAUACAAAGGAAAAACAAUUCAUUCUAUCGUAUAACGUGUUACUUAACAAACUAUACGUACUUUGCAGUUGAAGCUACUAAUCGCACACCUUUUUCUGCAACGAUUCAUGACGAUUGCACACAAAUAAAAAGGACUUUUACUAGUCUAUACAACGUUUAGAAUAGCAUAGAAAAAUAUUAAUUUCCUUGCUCGUGUUUGUAACUAAACAGUUUCGCAAUAUGAACAAAUAAAUAUAUACGAUUCGUGACUUUUGCAACUGUAAAAAUAUUGGAAAGUAUUAUUUUCUUAACGUACAUAAAUAAA